Cavenderia fasciculata is the source of this 453-nucleotide messenger RNA. RefSeq lists its product as uncharacterized. NCBI's taxonomy places the organism in Eukaryota, Evosea, Eumycetozoa, Acytosteliales, Cavenderiaceae. The transcript has 2 exons. Bases 1 to 453 code for a protein of 150 amino acids. Gene Ontology annotation, biological process: regulation of actin filament polymerization. Gene Ontology annotation, molecular function: actin filament binding. Gene Ontology annotation, cellular component: actin filament; plasma membrane; cortical actin cytoskeleton. The record is from RefSeq and is a predicted model, not a curated record.
AUGGUAUCAGUAUCAAAUUCAGAUCAAAUAAGACAAGAAUUGGAAAAGUUUAAAAAGCCAGAUAAUGUUGCAAAUUGGAUUCUAUUAGGUUACAAGGAUGCAAAUACUCUAGAGUUAAAAAAGACUGGUUCUGGUGUACCAUCUUUGGUUGCUAGUCUUGCAGAUAAUGAAUGUUCAUACAUCUUGAUCAGAGUAGUUUACAAUGAAAACGAUGAAGGUUUCAAGGAUGGUAUCAUUGGUAACAAGGGUAAUAUCAAGGAUGUCUUUAUUGCUUGGACUGGUCCUUCUGUUGGUAUUAUUGAAAAAGGUAAAAAGAGAUCACAUGUUGGUGACGCCAAAGCUAUUCUUCAACCACAUCAUGCUGAAUUGUCUGCGAUUAGCAAAAACAAUUUCAAUGAAAAGACUAUCAAGGAACGUUCUGCUCCACUCUCUGGUUCUCACGUUCUUGAUUAA